UCUGAGCAGGUCACAAAAAAAGUCUAAGAAAAUGGCCAUCGCUAACAAGAACAUCAUCUUCGUCGCUGGACUCGGUGGCAUUGGAUUCGACACCAGUCGCGAGAUUGUCAAGAGCGGACCAAAGAACCUGGUAAUCCUUGACCGCAUUGAGAACCCAGCUGCCAUUGCCGAGCUGAAGGCACUCAACCCCAAGGUGACCGUCACCUUCUAUCCCUAUGAUGUGACUGUCCCGGUUGCAGAGACCACAAAGCUUUUGAAGACAAUCUUCGACAAGCUGAAGACAGUCGACCUGCUCAUCAAUGGAGCUGGCAUCCUGGACGACUACCAGAUCGAGCGUACCAUCGCAGUGAACUUCACAGGCACAGUGAACACCACCACGGCCAUCAUGUCCUUCUGGGACAAGCGUAAGGGCGGCCCAGGCGGUGUCAUUGCGAACAUCUGCUCGGUGACUGGCUUCAAUGCCAUCUACCAGGUGCCCGUGUACUCCGCAUCCAAGGCAGCUGCUCUCAGCUUCACCAAUUCCCUGGCCAAACUGGCGCCCAUUACCGGCGUGACUGCCUACUCCAUCAACCCUGGCAUCACGAAGACACCUCUGGUCCACAAAUUAAACUCAUGGCUGGAUGUGGAGCCUCGUGUGGCCGAGUUGCUGCUGGAGCAUCCCACGCAGACAAGUUUGGAGUGUGCCCAGAACUUUGUCAAGGCUAUUGAAGCCAACCAGAAUGGCGCCAUCUGGAAACUGGACUUGGGUACUCUGGAAGCCAUUGAAUGGACCAAGCACUGGGAUUCGCAUAUCUAAAUUAUUCAACUCGCGAGAGCCAGGAGCCUAUGGAUUCACGUAAUCAAUUAAGGUCUAAAAUAAUUCCCAGAUAAGGCUGAAAAUAUAUCAUUCUAAUGUAAUAUA
Messenger RNA from Drosophila navojoa, 901 nucleotides. RefSeq names its product alcohol dehydrogenase 1. Gene Ontology annotation, cellular component: cytoplasm. Gene Ontology annotation, biological process: alcohol metabolic process. The record is from RefSeq and is a predicted model, not a curated record. Gene Ontology annotation, molecular function: alcohol dehydrogenase (NAD+) activity. Lineage: Eukaryota; Metazoa; Arthropoda; Insecta; Diptera; Drosophilidae.